Toxotes jaculatrix (banded archerfish) is the source of this 2790-nucleotide messenger RNA. RefSeq names its product eva-1 homolog C (C. elegans) (gene eva1c). Gene Ontology annotation, molecular function: carbohydrate binding. The transcript is spliced from 8 exons. Bases 428 to 1735 code for a protein of 435 amino acids. NCBI's taxonomy places the organism in Eukaryota, Metazoa, Chordata, Actinopteri, Toxotidae. The record is from RefSeq and is a predicted model, not a curated record.
CAGUUUCCACAUGCAUCCAUUCACAAAUCCGAGCCGUGGAACAGUAGGAAAGUCGGGCCGGGAGAAUCGCCGCGCGUCGGACUGAUCACCUCGUCUGUCAGUUUUGAACAACUUGUUGCGCAGCUGCUAUUUCCAGCCUCCUCUGUGGUCCAUUACUGCAGGGGCUGCUCUUAUUUAGCAGCACACAGGCGCUGCUUUGUGCUUCAGUGGCUGUGUUCUGAUAUUUUCUGAUGAGGAGAAGCACAUGGAUGAAGCGGCGGCUGAUUUUCAGAAACCACGUCUCAGUGCGUAUGGGCUAUAAAAAAAGGAUGAGGCUUGACAUCGCGGACCCAGUGGAGUCAUUUUUACCUUUUUGUAUGGAUUUUUUUUAAUGAGGUGCCACAGUCUGCUGUUUGGAGUCUCUUUAAUAUGAUCUCAGAGACGGGGGAUGCGAGUCAUGGGCUGGACGCGUCCUUGUCACGGACUAGACUGGAGCCGCAGCCUCUUCUGCCUAACUUUACUCCUGUGGACCAGACGCAUGAAUGGACUGGCUGACUUCUCAAACUACCUGUCCAGGAUCAUCACCAGUCACUCUGCUCAGGCGUGUGACGGACAGCCCCUGCGACUCCACUGCCCACGUCACUCCACCAUCUCCAUCCAGUCUGCCUUCUACGGGAGCGGCGAGGCGUGGCUGUGCAAAGCAGACCAGGACCCUCAGCUCAGAGCCCACAACCACAGCUGUUCAGCUUUUACUGCUCUACAGAAGCUGCUGUCUGAAUGUCAGAGCCACAGAGAUUGCCGGCUCCCUGUCAAUCACCUGCUGUUUGGGAAGGAUCCCUGUCCUGGCACUACCAAGUACCUCCAUGUGGACUACAAGUGUAAACCCACUGAACACAAAAGACAUGUGACAUGUGAGGGGGAGGACAUGGUCCUGCGCUGUAAGCCCCCCAGGUUGCUGAACAUCUAUGCAGCUGUCUAUGGGAGAAGUCUAGGCGAGACAGACACCUGCCCCUCACACCUGACAAGACCACCCCCAUUUGAGUGUCUCAACCACGAGGCUGUACACUUGGUGUCCAAGUCCUGCUACAGCAAACAGAAGUGUGUUGUUGCCGUCAGCAACCAGACCUUUAGGGACCCCUGCUUUCCAGGAACCAGGAAGUACCUCAGCGUGAUCUAUUCUUGUGUGCCACAGACUUUGCUGAGGGAGGCAGACCCGAACAUAUUCAGCUCCACCUCAUCUCCUGCUGUGGACACAGAAAAAGUUUCUCCUGUAGAUCUAGAGGAACCUUUCUCUAAAGGGUCAAGACGGCCAGAAAACUCAGGAGCGAUGAUGAGCAACUCUCUCCUGACCUACGCCUACAUUAAAGAGCAUCCAGAAAUGGCAGCUCUGCUGUUCACCUCCAGCGUGUGUGUCGGUCUUCUGCUCACACUCCUGGCUGUAUCAGUCAGAGUGACCUGCAGAGGGCGCCGGCUCAAAGAUCACAAACUCACAUCCAAGCCUCACAGCCAGACUCCCAGCUGCCAGGGGGACAAUGAUGAUGAUGAUGACGAAGAAGAAGAAGAAGAUGGUGAUGAUGAUGAUGGAGAAGAAACGGAAAGCUCUUUAAUCUCAGCUGCAGAGAGGAAGGCAAUGUAUGGCUGGGAGGAAGUGACUUAUGUGAGCGAGGCAGCCGAGCGGGCAGAGAGGAUCGAGCGCAGAGAGAUGAUCAUACAGGAGAUUUGGAUGAACGCCUAUCUGAAUGGCAGCUCAUGUUAAAUAAACUGUGACCGAUGGAUGCUUUUAAGCACCUUCAGGAUUUUUUUCAGGAUUCUCCCAGCCUUUGAUUAUCAACAAAACAAGAAACUUUUUUUUUACACUGUAAAGCAGUUUGUUGUGAGUUUUUCCAUGUGUUUUGCAGGAGCAUUCAGUUUGUGAAGAAUGUACUGUUUAAGUAAAACUGCAGUACUUGCCAUUUUUAAAGGAUCAACAGGGUUUUAUGCUGUAAACCGGGUGGUCGCAUAAAUUCCGUAAUUGUUUAAAUAGCGUAUUUAUUGACACUCACCACCAAAUGAAGCUAAAAUUUCAGGUUGAAAAACUGUUUACUGAUACAAAAAGGGUGAAAUCACUGGACUUGACAGAAGACACAAAUUCAUUCAAGAAUAUUACUGUGCUGAUCCAUCACUGAGGGGUCUCAGAACAGCUGCAUCAGUGAAACUGAUUUAUCACUAUAAACCAAAGAACAUGUCAGGGAACGUGAUCUGUUAGAACUCCUCCAGUUUGUCUAACGGCACCAUGAAACGGUUUAAUGACUGUCAGUGAUCAUCUUUCCUAACUUUGGUAAAAAUCAGACACUUUUCCCUAUGGUAGAACUACAUUAGCGUUAAUUAAAAUUGGCAGCUGUUCAUACCAGAGACCCAAGGUUUGUGUUCCAAUUACACCUUCACCAACUUAUUACUGUAUUUCUUUAAAAGAGCCAUCUGAUUUGAAUGUACAAAAGGUGGAAUUAUCCUUUAAAUCCACUCAUUAUUUCCAGAAUGUUUUUUUUUAUGCAGUGUUCCUUUAAACCAGCCACACCUCUCUGAGUCACUUCAUCAACUUUAUUAACAGUUCUGCACAGUUCAACCAUCCAGUGAAUGAACUCACUCUGAGAUCUACAACUUCCUCCUCCCUGCUGGGACGAGAACUGGAACAACGAACGACUAUGUGGCAACUUCCUGCCUGAGAACAGCACUGACUUUCAGAGGUUUGCGUGUGUGCGUGUGUCACUGACCGGAGACAAAGAGAGGAAAGGUGCAGCAUCCUUGUCCCUGCGCUCCAAGGGAUGUAAAACA